UUGUGUGUCCGGAGUCUGCGUGCAGUCUUCACUACAGCGGAGUCUUCUGUCUUUUUACAACAUUUCUCCGUCCAGGAAUACAAAAGUGAUGCUUCACCGUGACCGGCCGCAUACAGAGGCAGAGGAGGAGCAGCGGUGACAACUUUAUAACCCUUUCAGUCUCUUCCAAGGAGGAUAUUUAUCUCUUUUUUUCUUUCGACUUGAAGAAGAAGAAGAAGAAGACGCAGUGUUUUGCGUCUCUCCAGUAAUGUCGGACCGCUUUUAAAAACUUUUCUGUCUCCAUGCGGGAGAGGAAACACUUCGGAGUGACUUUUUUUUGCUACUUUUGCCUCAGUACGGAUUGAGAGCUGUCGUGUUUCAGUUCAGGAAUGAGUCAUUUUUCUCCGUAGCUCCAUGUAAAUCUUUCUGUCGUCCAGCUCUUCGCACAGCGGAUCCGCCGCUGCUCCUGGAUAUACGAGCACUUUUUGCGCAGUAAUUUGGUGUAAAUGGAUCGUCAGUCCAGUUUCAUUUCCAUUUGGCUACAACUGGAACUCUGUGCCAUGGCUGUUCUUCUUACUAAAGGAGAAAUAAGGUGUUACUGUGACGCGCCGCACUGUGUGGCCACCGGAUACAUGUGCAAGUCAGAACUGAACGCCUGCUUCACCAAGGUCCUGGACCCGCUCAAUGUAAACUCUCCCCUCACCCAUGGCUGUUUAGACCCCAUCGUGAACGCAGGGGACAUCUGCAGCAGCAGCUCCAGGGCAGCAGACGCCAUCAGCGGGGUCUCAGCGCUGGAGUGCUGCCACGACGACAUGUGCAACUACAGAGGCCUGCACGACCUGGCACACACCAGAGACUCAACAGAUCAUAGCCGGUACCAGCCGGACGGCAGCAACAGGAACCUGGUGACCCGGGUGCAGGAGCUGGCCUCGGCUAAAGAGGUGUGGUUCCGGGCGGCUGUGAUCGCCGUCCCCAUCGCCGGCGGCCUCAUCCUGGUGCUGCUCAUCAUGCUGGCGUUGCGAAUGCUGCGCAGCGAGAACAAGCGUCUGCAGGACCAGCGGCAGCAGAUGCUGUCGAGGCUCCACUACAGCUUCCACGGCCACCACACCAAGAAGGGCCACGUGGCGAAGCUGGACCUGGAGUGCAUGGUCCCCGUGACGGGCCACGAGAACUGUUGUCUGACCUGCGACAAGAUGAGGCAGGCCGACCUGGGCAACGACAAGAUCCUGUCUCUGGUUCACUGGGGGAUGUACAGCGGACACGGCAAGCUGGAGUUUGUAUGAUUCCUGCCGGGAACUAAUGAGACUGUCACCUCCCAAACAGCCAGGACUGCCUCUCAAUCGUUGGCUUCUGCUUUUUUUUUUUCGUUAAAAGACAUUCCCUUGAUUUUCGUCCAGUGGACUCUUGGGUUUGUGUUGUUUUUUUGUUUUUUUUUUAAACCAGUGGCGAAAGAAAUACGAGACUGAUCUCAUGCCGUGUGGUUUUUGCUAGAGGAGCACUUUACUUGAAAAUGAAAGGCAAAGCAACGAGGAGCUGUAUUUAAAAGUUGAGAGGGCAGGACUGAGGUGGAGUGAGAGCUCUGUCACUGCUCCGGAGGAUCCUGGACUUUUACACUGAGCGCUGAAGGAUUCCAAAUCUGUCUUAUUUGCACAUUUGUAAAAAAAGAAAAAAAAGUUGUCGUUGCUUAAAACAAGAAUUUUACACUGACACCAGGGUACAAAAAAGAACUUGUUUGAGGAGUAAAAAAUUCAGUGUUUGACUGUAGGUGUGCACACUCCUCUGUGUACGUUUCAUGAUUCAAGCUUAUUGUAAAGAUUUUAAAUAUAUAUAUAUUUUUGUCUGAUAAAACUGACCGGUGUGUGUCUUGUUCUGGGUGAAUGUCCAACAUCUCUCUCUGUGAUCAGACUAUAAGCUUGAUUGUGAGUGUGAAAGAAAAACUUCCAUUAAAAUGACUUUUUAUUUA
This is a messenger RNA of Centropristis striata (black sea bass), 1942 nucleotides long. RefSeq names its product BMP and activin membrane-bound inhibitor (Xenopus laevis) homolog a (gene bambia). Gene Ontology annotation, molecular function: frizzled binding. Gene Ontology annotation, biological process: positive regulation of canonical Wnt signaling pathway; negative regulation of transforming growth factor beta receptor signaling pathway; transforming growth factor beta receptor signaling pathway. The transcript is spliced from 3 exons. Lineage: Eukaryota; Metazoa; Chordata; Actinopteri; Perciformes; Serranidae. Bases 486 to 1262 code for a protein of 258 amino acids. The record is from RefSeq and is a predicted model, not a curated record.